UCCGUUAAUAGCCUAAUACUUUUUAAUACUAUGACUUUGAUCACCUGUUUGACAUACAACUUUUGUCAUACUUAAAAUGAAACUUUCAUAUUGGAAAAAUCUUUCUAGGAAUCAAAUGACAACCUCCAGUCACAUCUCAUCCGUAAUAUAACAUGGUCUUUUCCUUUAAAUAAUAAUAAAAAAAAUCCUUCUCCUACAGUCUAAAGACGAUUCGGUGUCUCGCUGCCUUUGCAUUUACAGGUGCCACUUUUGCACCUCGCCAGUGCGGAGAGAAUUCUCCACGGACUUUUCCUUUCACAUGGAAAUGUCCCGGUUUAAUUAGCUGAUCUUUAAAUUCAGAGAGGCACAAGGAUAGAAAGUCUGACCAUCUGCCGUAGUCCGCCUUUAUCAGGAAGGUACAAGAGGCAAAUGAGAAUCAAAUCGACAAAAAAAAAAAAAAAAAAACGUUUGUAGGAAUAAACUUGAGUCAUGUUGUGCUCUCAAAAUGUAUAUUUAUAAGCUGUCGAGAGUUACUACAAAUACUCUUUCAGGAAAUUAUUUUGAUCAUUAUCGGUCAUGUCGCCAUGCAGGAAAACAAUCGAGUUGUGGCCGGGUGCCAUUUCAGACACCAUUCAUACAGUCCAGAGGACUAUUCGCCAGCUGUCCUCUUGUUUUACUCUUAUUGUCUCGAUUUUGUCUCCAUAGACUGUGGUUUUCUCCCGCUGGCUCUUUUAGACACGCCUAUGGCAGAAGAAGCGUGUGCUGCUUCAUUCGCGAUAGGGUGCAGUUUCAGUGGUAUCGACCGGUUUUGCACCUCUAAACUUAAAAAGCACAGUUGGAAAAAAAUCCUCAAUAACAUGUAAAAUAUGCAUUUACCAAUGUUAAUAUGUAUGUUAUUUUUAAAUAAAAAUUGGAGAAUAUUUCAGAUACAGGGUGAGCCCCCCAACCCGCGCACAUAUACAGUUGGUAUAGUCCAGUGGCUUUUGGCUGGCUUGAGCAGACUCCACAUCCAGCUGCACUGUGGAGUCACCGGCACGCGCGCAUCUGCGGGAAUGGAUUGAACGGAGGGUGUGUAUUGGGCUGGAUACUGCAAAGAAAGGUCACAGCUGCAGACUGAACUCUGAGAUUGUUGAAAACGGCAGAGUAACAAAAAUAAACAUGGAUUGUAAGGAGGAGAUCAGUGACUCUGACAGCGGGAUCAUUUUGAACUCUGGCCCAGACAGUCCCACGUCUCCGGUGAAGGACCUGAGCACUCACACACGUGCCAUGAGGCUGAAGCAGCAAGCCCUUGAGGACAGACUGGAGCUUUGUGUCCUGGAGCUAAAGAAACUCUGCAUUAGAGAGGCUGAGCUGACUGGAAAGCUGCCCCCCGAAUACCCUCUCCUGCCGGACGAGAAGCCUCCGCAAGUCCGGCGACGCAUCGGAGCCACUUUCAAACUGGAUGAGGGUUUUAUUUCACAAGAUGGCGAGGAGUCUGAGCUGCACGCGCUCGAGGCUGAUCUCGCCCUGCAGCGGCAGAUUUAUGAGGCAGCCCGAAAGCUCUCCCUCGAGGAGCACAUCAGCAAACCGGUGAAGAAAAGCCGACUGCAGCAGUGUAAACGUGAAGAGAAGAAGCUGAAAGAGCUGCAGGAUGCGAUACUGAAACACCGCAUCAACCACGGCUGUGUCUCUCCACAGACCUGCUAUUCUUCCAGACAGAGAGAUCUUUGUAUGUCUGAUGACAGCUCACUGUCUGAUGCUGUUGCCUUAGAUGAUGACUCAGACUCUGCUCCCUUUUCUCCAGCCGUUCUGGGGUCUUCCAUGGACAGCGGUUUCCAAUGUCUGACUCUCUUGCCCAAAAACGGCCCAAAGCAAUCGAGCUCCAGUUCCAGUCUGGACUAUGAUGCCUCACCCAUCCAGAACUCUCCAUGGAAGGAGUCCAGCCUGGACCAGCCCUACCAGAAACAAAAACCUUCUCACUCUGUCUGCAGCAGCCGCUCAAGCAGCAGUCCAACAGGCUCACCAACAGACACAAGAAUGGCAGAACUUCCUCCAGCACCCCAGUUUGUGUUUAAGAGUGUGCGAAACAAUCAGCCAAACAGCGCCCCCUCCACCCCAGAGCUGCCACUGCGCCGACAGUUCUCACAGUCCUUCAGGCUUCCCAGAAGCAAACCAGAGUUGACCAAGGCCAGUUCAGACCUGGGACGGGGCCGGACCAAGUUGCCACAACGACGAGUGACAGAUUUCACAUUAGCCUACUCAGUUCAACGUUUAUAUCAGUGCAGCUCUGAAGACAGCAGCUCUGAGCUUUCCAUUUCCUCAUACAGCAGUUCCUCCAGCCGAGAGAUGACCACCGAGACACCUAAACCCUGUCCGCCUCCAUAUGGCUACCAUCUUACCACUCCAAAUAAAGGACCAAGCCAGAUCCACACCCACAGUACACUCAAAAACAACAACAAAAACCCACCUCACCUUGUGCCCGGCCCCAAUCGAGUGAAGAUUAUCAAUGGGACUCUACUUCAGGCAGACAUGGCAAGGCUGCAACAUAAUUCACAAUCUGAUCCUGUACAUACUAAUAAACCUCAACAUGUCGGGGUUACCUCACCCAAACAAAUGCUCAAGCCUCCCCCGCCAUACACAAAGGUGGUCCGUACGACAUCACUAAGAGAAUAUCCCAACCACCCCAGCCGUGUGCUUCCUCGAGAUUUGGUAUCAGGGGAUCUAAAAACCUGGCACCAGAAAAACAAUAUAGGCAUAUCCAAACCCCGCUCACUUGAACGGCAGGGAUCGAUUCGAAUCAAGCGUCCAGAGCCUCCGCCCUACCACCAGAUUCCCUCUCAAAAACAGGUGAUUCUGCAAAGGGCUUCGGAUGGAACGCCGCUGCAGUGGUACGAAGAAGAAGACUCUGAGAUCGUGAGUCAGGUGUAACCAGGUAGAAGAAACCCUGGAGGAGAUGACACAGAGAAUAAGUGAACUCUCAUUGUACAUGUGUUUAUUUUUAUUUAUUGAGCCAAUGGACUCACCAAUGUAAUCUGAUUAUGUUCAUUCUCACGAGACUUUUUGACCAAGUUGGAGCUGAGCCAGUGUAUUCUUCGAUUCCAUAUAUGCCUACAUUUGUGAUUAAAUAUCAAGUCUAAGACUUCCUUGUAAGGCAUCAUGCCUUUUUGUUUAUGAUGAAUGUAUAAUAUAAUUAUUUUAUUGAUGUCAGGAAAGUGGGGCCCACCUUUUGCAAAUGAAUGCCCUCAUGGAAAUGACAUCAUUUAGUAUAUAUUUGUGUCUGGUACACGAUUCUUCAUAAUUAAUGUAUUACAGAAUGUCUUCGUUUCCCCAUGAGUUUAAUUUAACACAUUAUGAAUUAAUAUAUUAUUUGUCCAUAUCUUUUAUUUGUGAAUUAAUAUUGCCCUUUUCCUAACACAAUUUUUUUUUUUAAUUAGUGAAGUGUUGCUCUGCUACUGUAAUACGCAUUGUCAUCUGUGAAUUUUAAUGAUACAAAAUGCAGAUGUUUUACUUCCUGUUUGUACACUAACUAAUUAUUAAAUAUAUUUUAUAUUAUUUAUAACACCCUUUAAUAAACAAUAUUACAGAUCCUCACUAUUGCCUUGUGCAUUUUUUCAUGUUUUGAAAACAGACGUAGAGCAUACAUUGACAUGAGUGCCAGUGCAAGAGACCAUUUCCAACUAGACAUGAUACAGUUUGCCCUAAAACAAAGUUAAAACGUUAAGGUUUAAAAGGUUUAUUCUUUAAACUUUUUCCCCAUGACUUUGGAAAACUAUUUGCCCAUGCUUAAGGUUACCUGCUUUUUUUUUUUUUACAAAUGUGGGGUCCAGCUCAAGUACUCCUUGCCUCAAGAAAUGUGAGACAUGGAUGUAGUAAUUAAUCACUCUUAUACUGCAGUAAGUCAGCAUAAAACAUCAUGCACAACCCAUUUUAUUCCGAAAUUGUUUGUAUUCCCAAGUAAAAAAUAAAAACAAGGAUAUGAAACAAGGAAAAAAUGGCAGGACAUUAGAAAUGUGUAUAAAGUCAGUCAAUAGUUUAAAAUUUGAUUUUACAUUGACAAAUUCACUGUAUAUAUUUUAUAAAUGAUUUUAUUG
This is a messenger RNA of Carassius auratus (goldfish), 4049 nucleotides long. Its product is annotated as innate immunity activator protein-like. The transcript is spliced from 10 exons. The record is from RefSeq and is a predicted model, not a curated record. Bases 1138 to 2886 code for a protein of 582 amino acids. Gene Ontology annotation, biological process: positive regulation of protein ubiquitination; adherens junction maintenance. Lineage: Eukaryota; Metazoa; Chordata; Actinopteri; Cypriniformes; Cyprinidae.